This is a messenger RNA of Lottia gigantea (owl limpet), 659 nucleotides long. RefSeq lists its product as hypothetical. Gene Ontology annotation, cellular component: membrane. The transcript is spliced from 3 exons. The annotation marks the transcript as partial. Gene Ontology annotation, biological process: detection of mechanical stimulus. The record is from RefSeq and is a predicted model, not a curated record. Gene Ontology annotation, molecular function: calcium channel activity. NCBI's taxonomy places the organism in Eukaryota, Metazoa, Mollusca, Gastropoda, Lottiidae.
AUCAUCCAAACCACCACCGGAUUAUUUCAAGCUCAAGCAGAACUCCUCCUGCAUAUGCUGUCGCAAGAAAAAACAGAUAGUACCAAAAAUCGUCGUUGAGGAACCGGAAGGGGACGAUAUUUUAGAUAAUGCAAACGUUAAUAAAAUGUUACCAAAUUAUUGUAUCAAAAUAGGAUGGGCUAUAGUGGUAAUUAUUGUUCUGGCGUCCUCUAAUUUUCUCAUACUUUACAGCAUGGAAUGGGGAAAAUCUAUAUCGGAGGAAUGGUUAGCAGCUUUCUUCUUGUCAUUCUUUGAGAAUCUUUUUGUAAUGGAUCCUGCUAAGGUGUUAUUGAUGUCAGUCCUAUUGGCAUGUUUACUAAGAAGUCCCUAUAAUCAGGUAGAUAAAGUCAAUGUGGAGAAGGUACAGACAGAAGUAGAGAAAUUUGGUUUAACUGAAGUUGAUGUAUCUCAACUUCCCCCCGAUCCUAUACCAGAAUCUCUUAUGGAAAAAGCCCGACAACGACGUAAAGAAGAACUGAAGGCUCAAUCUGUUUUUAUGAACUUGAUAUUGUAUGGAGUAUUUUUGUUUGCUUUAUAUGCUGUUUGUUAUGGUAAUCGAGAUACCAGUAACUUUGCAUUUCAAACACACAUUGAACAAGAUAUAUUCACUGGCAGUUUUG